AUGGCGGCGUCCUGCGGCCCUCGGGUGCUCUUGGUGGCGCUGGCGGCGGCGGCGCUGGCCCCGGCUGAGGCUCUGGGGACGCUGAACCUGCACGAGCUCAGCGAGCUGAAAUAUGGGAUCGAGAUCGGGGCGGAGCCCGUCAUGGCUGGGCAGAGUAAGGCUUCUGAUGUGGUGACCAUCUCCUCCAAAUACAAGCAGAAAUAUGAAUGCCGGCUACCAGCCGCCGCUGUGAAGAUCCAUCAGGAGAAAGACGAGGAUCCGCAGAGCUACACCGGACUGGGGGUCUCAGAACUGCUGAAACCCAUGGAAGCAGCUCCUUGCCUUAUCAAGACUAAGGACUGGUGGACAUACAAAUUCUGCUACGGGAAACACAUUCAGCAAUACCAUAUGGAAGAGUCUGAAAUCAAAGGUGACAUUCUGUACCUGGGCUAUUACCAGUCUGCAUUUGACUGGGACAAUGAGACAGCAAAGGCUUCUAAGCAGCACAAGCUGAAGCGUUACCACAGCCAGACCUACGUCAACGGAUCCAAGUGUAACCUGAACGGGAAGCCCAGGGAGGCUGAAGUCAGGUUCCUGUGUGAAGAAGGCUCAAGCGACUACAUUGCCCGCGUGGACGAGCCCCAGUCCUGCUCCUACGUGCUGACCGUCCACACCACCCGCAUCUGCAACCACCCAUUCCUGAGGCCCCCGUCGACCGCCACUCCCCAGACCAUCCACUGUCACCCGGCCCUGAGCCCUGCAGAGUACGUGGAGUACUUCAAGGCUCAAGUGUCUGACACCAAGCGCAAAGUGGAGGAGAUUUCUGAAGAACUGAAGACUCUGGACACCCGGCUGUGGAACGAGCGGGACACCAGCUCUGCUGCUGCGGAUGCAGAUGGAAAUGUGUCUCCGGCUCCUCCUCCUCCUGAGAGUGACUCGGGUGAUGACGCCGACUUCUGGGACCAAGUGCUGCUUGGAGACGGGAAGGUGACCCAGAUGCCAGACCAAGGAAAGGAUGAAGAACCCAUCAUGAAGACGGCCGACAACCACCUAGCGGAUUUCAAGAAAAAAAUCCAUUUCAAAGUGAUCCGCAACCCAGGCGACCUGGUUCAGUUUAUUCACGAGCUGAAGGACAGUGCCAGGAAGGGUAAAGAGAAAGCCAGCACAUCAGAGGCGGCAGCUCAAGAAACCCCACCAAAAAGCGAGCCCACAAAAGAGCCAGAGCGUUCCGAGGAAGGAGGGCAAGAGGAGGAGGAGGAAGACCUGCUGGGGAAGUUUGAAAAGGAACUGGAGGACAUCUUUCUGCCCAAGUCGGAGAUGGCCAAGCUUAAGGAAGAGGUGAAGUCGGAGAUGGAGAAGGAGUUUGACAACAUCAUUGAUGAGGUAGAGGAUGAGCUGGAAACGGAAGGCCUGAAGGGGGAAUUUGAUCGCAAACAGGCCUCCAAGUCUUUGGCCUCCACCCUCAACAAGCUAAUUGACAAGCUGGAUCCGGGGAAAGUCCCCAAGAAAGGAGAUGAGGAGGAGCAGCAGCAGCAGCCAGAGGAGGAGGAAGAAGUGGCAGCAGCUGGAGAAGGAAACACCGCUCAAGACAGUACGGCUGCAUUGGCAGCAGAUGACGACUCAGAUGGACGCGUGAAAGUCAGGGUCACGAAAGUGCGGCCAGGGAGCGCUCAGCAGAAGGAGCUGCGAGUUCGAGAGAUGAGCAGGGACAACCCGCAGCUGCGCCACGUAGAGGGUGUCGUUAAGGACCUGUUGGAAAAGGAGGGCCUUAAGGCAGAAGGUAAAAUUGAAAUCAAGAUAGUGACGACCGGUGGCCUCGGCGACGAUGACGACGCCCACUGGCUGUCUGAAGAAGACACGAAGAACCUCAAGGACAUUUUUCUCAACAUUUUGAUCCAGGGCACGCAAAGGGAGGCACACAAAGAGCAGCAGCGUCAACGCCAGCUGGAAGACAACUACCGUUUCGUCUGGGGGCACAGCCAGGAGGAGCUGCCGGCGAGUGGUGGUGCCGAUUCGGACGAUGUGGAUUUCUGAAAGCCCUCGACCUUCAGAACUUGGGCAAGGGUGGCUGCUCUCUUGUAGGACGUGGCUGGCACCUUUUCUUUCCCUGGAGGAUCGGUGUGUUCGUGUAGAGGCCGAGUCCCACCUGAA
Molecule: messenger RNA, 2130 nt
Organism: Euleptes europaea (tarantolino)
Lineage: Eukaryota; Metazoa; Chordata; Lepidosauria; Squamata; Sphaerodactylidae
Gene: OS9
Product: OS9 endoplasmic reticulum lectin
Exons: 15
Coding region: 1-2013 (670 amino acids)
Biological process (GO): endoplasmic reticulum unfolded protein response; retrograde protein transport, ER to cytosol
Cellular component (GO): endoplasmic reticulum lumen
Source: RefSeq, a predicted model, not a curated record